Dipodomys spectabilis (banner-tailed kangaroo rat) is the source of this 1195-nucleotide messenger RNA. RefSeq names its product musashi RNA binding protein 1 (gene Msi1). The record is from RefSeq and is a predicted model, not a curated record. Gene Ontology annotation, cellular component: cytoplasm. Gene Ontology annotation, molecular function: RNA binding. The transcript is spliced from 15 exons. The coding region runs from base 74 to 1129 and encodes 351 amino acids. Lineage: Eukaryota; Metazoa; Chordata; Mammalia; Rodentia; Heteromyidae.
AUCUGCCCCGCGCCGAGCGCCGCCGCCGCCGCCGCCGCCGCCGCUCCGCUGCCCGCGCCGCCCGCGGCUCCCGAUGGAGACUGACGCGCCCCAGCCCGGCCUCGCCUCCCCGGACUCGCCGCACGACCCCUGCAAGAUGUUCAUCGGGGGACUCAGUUGGCAGACCACGCAGGAAGGGCUGCGCGAAUACUUCGGCCAGUUCGGGGAGGUGAAGGAGUGUCUGGUGAUGCGGGACCCCCUGACCAAGAGAUCCAGGGGUUUCGGCUUCGUCACUUUCAUGGACCAGGCGGGGGUGGAUAAAGUACUGGCGCAAUCGCGGCACGAGCUCGACUCCAAAACAAUUGACCCCAAGGUGGCCUUUCCUCGGAGAGCACAGCCUAAGAUGGUGACUCGGACGAAGAAGAUCUUUGUUGGGGGCCUCUCGGUGAACACCACAGUGGAAGAUGUGAAGCAAUAUUUUGAGCAGUUUGGGAAGGUGGACGAUGCCAUGCUGAUGUUUGACAAAACCACCAACCGGCACCGAGGGUUCGGAUUUGUCACGUUUGAGAGUGAGGACAUCGUGGAAAAAGUGUGUGAAAUCCACUUCCAUGAAAUCAACAACAAAAUGGUGGAAUGUAAGAAAGCUCAGCCAAAGGAGGUGAUGUCUCCCACGGGCUCAGCCAGGGGAAGGUCUCGAGUCAUGCCCUAUGGAAUGGACGCCUUCAUGCUGGGUAUUGGCAUGCUGGGCUACCCCGGUUUUCAAGCCACAACCUACGCCAGCCGGAGUUACACAGGCCUUGCCCCUGGCUAUACCUACCAGUUCCCCGAAUUCCGUGUAGAGCGGACCCCACUCCCGAGCGCCCCAGUCCUCCCCGAGCUUACAGCCAUUCCUCUCACUGCUUACGGACCAAUGGCAGCCGCCGCAGCAGCAGCAGCUGUGGUUCGAGGGACAGGUUCCACUCCCAGCCGCACAGGGGGCUUCCUGGGAACCACCAGUCCCGGCCCCAUGGCUGAGCUCUAUGGGGCGGCCAACCAGGAUUCAGGGGUCAGCAGUUACAUCAGCGCCGCCAGCCCUGCUCCCAGCACUGGCUUCGGCCACAGUCUUGGGGGUCCCUUGAUUGCCACAGCCUUCACCAAUGGGUACCACUGAAGCAGGGGACAGGUGGCAGGAGCACCCCAGCCUGCAGCUGACUGAGGACCAGAGCGAGCCAGCCAG